UUAAAUUAUUGCAUGUUUAAUGAGUAUUUAUUUUUCUUUUUCAAUAAAUAUAAUUUUAAAUUAAAGUUAAUUAUUUAAAUGACCAAAAAUAAGGCUAAAAAUGGAUUCAGCUGGAAUGUUUAGGGUUAUUGAGGAUGCUAAACAAAAAUUAGUAGUUACUAAUAGUCUAAUUUUUAAAAAAUUGCCGCAAUAAUAUGGCCUUUUAGGCUGAUUGAAUAAAUAUUUUCCCCCAAAUCGAGAUCAUAUGCCGUACACAAAUCCCUUUAGAACCCUAAUUCAGCAAUCUUCUCCUCCUCUGCGAUUUCGUGAUUUUUCCGAUGGAUUUGCUCGGAAAUUACGCCUCCUCGGAUGAAGAGGACAACAAAGAACAACCGCCUCCGCCGUCGCAGCUGGUACCUCCGAUGGAGCCAGCUAAAUCUGUAGCAGAAUCCUCCCCAAAACGCGGUGGAAUCUUCAAUUCUCUCCCGCCGCCCAAAUCAUCCUUCUUCAAUUCACUCCCCCCGCCCAAAUCCCAGUCUUUCCCUAACCCUAAUUCCCAAUCAGGAGCUCAGCAUCGAGAUGAUGGAGGAAUCAUGGCAAAUACAAAACCUAACUCCUCGUCUUCUUCCUUAUUCUCGUCUCUUCCCUGCCCCAAGUCGUCGGCGGCUUCUUCCGCAGCUAAGAAGGUUGUUCAAUUCAAGCCUCCAAUGAUUACGAACCCGUAUUUGCGUAGUCUUGAUGAAGAUGACGACGAUGACGAUGAUAAGGGUGAAGAAGAGAGAAAAAAGAAGACAUCGAGAGAGAAGAUAUCCACCACCUCUGCGAUGUCGUUCCUGUCCAGCAUCCCGGCGCCAAAGCAUUCAGCUACAUUGGGCGUUAUGCCUUCUGCUUCGGGUAUGGGCCGGCGAUCGAUGCUUGACACUAGCUCUCCGGCAACCGAUGUGAGUACUGGAAGUGAUGCUGAUGGGAACCCUAAUCAGUCAAAUGACGCGAAUUACGCUAAUUAUAGUGAUAAUGGCACUGGAAAUGGUGCUGAUUCUAAUCCAGAUUCAGUAAACUAUGGCGUUUAUGAUCAUUCAACUAGUUUAGAUGGUGAAAACUAUGCGUAUUAUGCUGCUUAUGGUGGUGCUUCGACCGAUUCUAGAACAGCUGAAAUUGAUGCCGGUGUAAACCCUAAUUCAGUAUCAUAUGAAGGUGUUGAUUGCUCAUACCCCCAAGGGCAUGUAGAUUACUCGAAUUAUGGUGAAUAUGGUAAUAAUUUGCAGUAUGAGAAUAAUUGGGGAAAUUCGACUGCAUUGCCUGAGGCACAGGGGAGGGUUGAGGAUGCGUUCCAAGUUCUUGGAAAAAGGGGCAGGAAGGAUAUUCCACCAGAGAUAAUUGAGGUGAACCAGGAUGAGUUGAUGAAGAAUCGGCCGAGGGAAGAUCAGGUUAAGAGUACUGGGAUUGCAUUUGGCCCUGCAUAUCAGCCUGCAUCUACCAAAGGCAAGCCGACAAAGUUGCAUAAGCGGAAGCAUCAGAUCGGGUCGUUGUACUUCGAUAUGAGGCAGAAAGAGACAGAGCUCGCGGAGAGGCGUUCGAGAGGGUUCCUCACCAAAGCUCAAACACAAGGAAAAUAUGGAUGGUGAAAUCACAUCCUUAUGUUCUGUUCUGUUCUGAUUAUAUACAGUCACCAGUUUAUUAAUAUGGAUUGGUUGUUUUCCUUUUCACGCUUCUGCCUUAUUGUAUUCAGUCUUCAAAUGUUUAAUAUAACCUUGUUGUAUCGUAUUUGCAUUAAUUAUACAUGAUUUUGGUUUUGAUUUUA
Salvia splendens (bonfire salvia) is the source of this 1780-nucleotide messenger RNA. RefSeq lists its product as uncharacterized. Gene Ontology annotation, cellular component: nucleus. The record is from RefSeq and is a predicted model, not a curated record. The transcript has 2 exons. Lineage: Eukaryota; Viridiplantae; Streptophyta; Magnoliopsida; Lamiales; Lamiaceae. The coding region runs from base 318 to 1604 and encodes 428 amino acids.